Molecule: messenger RNA, 1333 nt
Organism: Solanum dulcamara
Lineage: Eukaryota; Viridiplantae; Streptophyta; Magnoliopsida; Solanales; Solanaceae
Product: zinc finger protein ZAT9-like
Exons: 1
Coding region: 115-1137 (340 amino acids)
Biological process (GO): regulation of DNA-templated transcription
Source: RefSeq, a predicted model, not a curated record
AUUUCCAUUUGUAUAUAUCUGUUGGUGGAGGAAUGCUUGUUACCUACUCCUUUUUAUAGCUUCCUUCCACUCUCUCCAAAAAAAAACACACAGUGGAGGAAGGAAAAAAAAUAUAUGGAGAAACACAAGACAUGUAAGCUGUGUUCAAGAAAGUUUGCUAAUGGAAGAGCUUUAGGUGGGCAUAUGAGAUCUCAUAUGAUGAAUUUACAUAUAGAAGAAAAAAAGAUUAAUGAUGAAACAGAGUCAAUUCCAUCAUCUUCGUGGUACUCUGAAGAAGAAGGCAAAAUCUUGAAUUUAGAUGAUGCUGUUGUUGCGGAUGAUGGUGAUGGUGAUGAAUCGGUUGUUGUUCUUCCAGAUAAGGAGAGCGAGACCGAGUCAUCGAAAAACCCAACUCGUUUCAAAAGAUCCAAAAGGGUAAGGAAAUCAAGAAAACCCAAUUUUGUGAAGAUAACAGAGUAUUACUCAUCAGUGGUUGAAACAGAGCCGGUGAGUUCAAUUUCAGAGAAUUCACCAGAAGAAGAUGUAGCACAUUGCUUGAUGAUGUUAUCUAGAGAUAAAUGGAUUAAAAAAGAACAAGCUGAUUGCUACUCUGAUGAUGAUGAUGAUGAAGAAGACGAAGAAUUUAAAGAGGAAAAUUCCGAGGAUUCUGCAGAAGGAGUACAAGUUAAAGUAACUACAAAGACUAGAGGAAGAGGUAAGUAUAGAUGUGAAACAUGUAACAAAGUUUUCCGGUCUUAUCAAGCAUUAGGAGGACACAGAGCAAGUCACAAGAAGAUUAAAGUAUCAAAUGAAGUUGUGGAAAGUGGAAGGAAUAAUAAUGUAGUAGUUGAAGAGAAAAUACAUGAAUGUCCUGUUUGUUGCAGAGUUUUUUCAUCAGGGCAAGCUUUAGGUGGACACAAGAGAUCACAUACUAUUGGUGCUGCGGUUACAACAAGUGUUAAUGUUCUUCCUCCUCCUCCUCCUCCUGCUACUGAUGUUUCGUCUACAAAAUUAGAACUUUCAAGAACUGGUGGAACAAGUUUAAUAGAUCUUAAUUUUCCUCCUCCAAUGGAAGAUGAUGAUGAAAUUAUUAGCCAAGUUGAAGUUUCUGCAGUUUCUGAUGCUGAAUUUGUCAACCCCAUCAAGAAUCAGAGGUAAAGUUUUGGUCUUUUUUUUUUCUUCUUAAUUUUUAGAGGCUUUAGGAAAAGGGAUCAGGGGAUUAUGGAUCUAAGUUAAAAUUUUCUUGGGGAAGUUGGGUUAGCUUUUACUCAUUCAAUAGUUUUGACUGUAAUUCAUAUUUACUGUUGAGAUUGUUCUGUUAAUGUUGAAUGUAACAGCUGAUUUUACUGAUAGA